UGGUAUGACCAAAUUGUUUUGUUUUUACAAGUAGACUGAUCCUAAAACUGGUGUUUUCCUACCAUAAAAAUUGUGAUUUCUACUUAGUUGUAAGCAUGUACUAUUUCUAAAUCUUUUAAUUUAGACCUACCGAGAUUAUAAUAAUUAUGGGAAUUAAGUUACAAUUUUUGUUACUUUAACAACUAACAAUCAAAUGAAUCAUUGGACUUGGACUCACUUGACUCAUCAACUUUAAACUUUAAUUAACUUAUCAAUCACUCGCUACCUUUAGUAAUUUUAAUAAAUUAUUAAUUAUUAACUUCGUAUUAUUAUUAAAUACGUAAAUACGUAGAAAUUGUCAUUACUAUUAUUAUUAGUAUUACACAGUAGACUCAGUAGUCAGUAGGCUAAUUUAAUUUAGUCACGACAUUGGUGGUUCAUUCUCAUUACUAGCCUAGGAAUCCUUGUAGGAUUAUAAUAUUACACUACACUAUAAUUUGUCUAUUUUAUUAAUUUAAUUGUAAUCAAUAAUCAUUUAUUAAUUUAAAUUCAAGAAUUUGUUUCUAAAAUUCACUUCCAGGACUGGGAUACAUUCAUUACAAGGCAAUGGUCUGUCUAAGAGUCAGAGUAGAAUUAAAACUGCCUUCUUCUAGGCCCCUAGAAAUGCCACAGGCAGCAGUCCUAAGCCAAGCUACUUAGUUAUGACUAUAACAUAUUUAAAGGCUUAUUUUACACUUUACAGUAAUUACAGAAUCUUAGCCCAAAGCCAAAGACUGACUAAGGAAGGAAGUUAGAUAAUAAAUAAGUCUGAUUUCAAAUAGUUCAUAUUACUAUUACUACUACUAAUACUAAUUACCAUUUUUAUUUAUAUAUCAUUAAUGUGGUAGGCUUUACUAAAGUUGAAGUAUAUCAAAAUUGUAUCUAGUCUAGGGCCUACAACAUUUCUUAACACAAAUUUUCUUUCACUGAACUUAAAUAUCCACCAGAUCCAUAAAAAAAAGGAUUUGAUUAAAUUUUUCAAUACAAAAUCAUAGGCAUAGUCUCUGAAGUCAGAAUGCUCAAGUUGAGAAUAUAGACAUUAACUAAAUAAAUCAUCAUUUUUAUAUACAUUUUCAAUUACACUUAUUCUUAUAAGUUUGUUGUAGCCUAGUAUUAAUAUGAAAAUUUAAUUAAGAUUCUUCUCCUUUAACCCUUUCAUUACUGCUGGUUUUGGCAUCAAUUUUUGCUGACUCCUUUAUUUAUUAUUCUAUAAGCAUAUUUUGAUAAUUAUAAAAAUGGGUAUUUUUUUUAAUCACACAUUAAUUAAGUUAUACAUUUUCCUGUGUGUUUUUUUAUAAAGCUUAGAAAGCCAAGGAAUUAUCUUUUUGUAUGAGUCACAAUGUCUCAUACAGCUGUCUACUUAGAUAAAGGCAGCGGAGAAAUGGCUACUCAACCCAGUACAAGCUCAAGCGAACAAUCCAAUCUAAAAACUGAAAUGGGAAGUGGGGACAAGAAAGAAAAUAUUUCAGAACUAAACGCUGCCUUUAGUGUUGUAAGUAACAUGGAACUCCUGGAGAGCGGCCCUGAGGGAGCUGAGAACAUUGGUGCCAUGCAUGACUUCCUCAGUGCCAAGUGGGACCCUGAUGAUCCCACUGACACAGAGGUGACAAGCCCACCUUCACCAUCCUGCAUUAGACGUAUUAAAAAGUAAGUUUUCAUUAACCUUGGGUACUACAGAAACAUCCAGAAGACAAAAAAAUAGAGUGGGGGGGGGGCACACCAAUAAUUUACUAUAGGGUGUCUUUAACAAAAAAAUGAAUGUCCUUCAUGCCAAUCAUGAUCUAUCCUCUAGUACCUUACAUCUUAGCUAAUUUAUCAAUUUUUUAACUGUAUGUAUCCUCAACUCUUGUUUUUAACUUACCGGGUCACUAGUUACAAAAUGAUCCAUAUUAAAUUACCCCAAAAUUUCUUACCUGAACUUUAAAUUGCCAUUUUCUUUAUUUAUUUCAGUGACAUUUUAGCCAUAUAUUCUGAUCCACCUCCUGGUCUUUGCGUCAUGCCUGACCCUAACAACAUAACUAAAGUGAGUAAUGCUUUGGAAGAACUGUCCCAAAAUGUGGCCUGUGGGCACUGUGGGCUAUUUUAAAUGGCCCACAAGAGCACACACAAAUUGUAUUAAACAAAAAAAAAGAAAAAAAGAAUGGCACAUCAGAGAUUGCCUUAGUGUCUUCCAUUACUAACCAGUUAAAAUAAAUGAGAUGAGGUCAGCACAGUCUCAUGUACUUAAUAGUUAAUAGCAUAUCACGGUUAAUAAGUAAAUGGCAUAUUUUAAAAUAAGCAGUAGUUAGAACAUCUAAAUAAUACUCCACUUUGCAGAAUGCUCAAUGCAUGAGUAAUUAAUGUAAAUGUAUACUAACACAGCAAAUUGAAUGUUAAAAUUUGAAUAAAGAAUAAACAAAGCAACACAUUAUUUAGCUACAAACCUUCAUGAUGGACAAAAAAAAUGUUUUUAAAAAUCAAUGUAAGAGACAAAAUGAAUUAAAAUGGGCCAUGUAUGGAUCUAAGAAUAAGCCAUUGCUAAGAUUUAUUUCAGUAACAGUAUAUCUUUAUAAAUGUAUUAUUAACACUAAUUCAAAUUCGUUCAAUCAAACUUGAUUUUUUUUCUUUAUUUGUCUUUAAAAUUUAAAGAAAAUGUAUAUUUUCAGAUCCAUGCUCUUCUCACUGGACCAUUCGACACACCUUAUGAAGGUGGAUUUUUUUACUUCCUCAUUCGCUUCCCUUCAGAUUAUCCUAUUAGCCCACCCAGAGUUCGAUUAAUGACAACAGGGAACGGUACCGUAAGAUUCAAUCCAAACUUAUACAAGAAUGGCAAAGUCUGCCUAAGUAUUCUUGGGUAAGUAGGGAAAUUUUUGCAUCUUGGGGUAAAUCUAUAAAUACUUAGAGCUUUGGAUGUGGCCUUGUAUAUUGUAAUAACCCAAUGCAUCCUUGUGUUUUAGUGUAGCUCAGAAGAUCAUUUAUAUCAGCUUAACACUAUCUAUGUAUUUCUAUAUGUUUUAGGUAAAAAUAGUUUAGCCAUUAAAAGUGACCUCAUUCAGCUGAGAUAUGAGUGAUUUAAAGGCUCAAUUAAUGUGUCUAAAUAAUGUCUGGUUUUUGUUUGAUAUUUUCCCAAUAUUCCUCCAGGACCUGGGCAGGGCCCUCAUGGAGUCCAGCUCAGACUCUCUCAACAGUUCUCAUCUCUAUCCAGUCCUUGAUGAAUGAAAAGCCCUACCACAAUGAGCCAGGCUUCAAACACGUGAGUGGCCUUGUUUAAUGAUUACUAACAAUGAAAUUGACUUACCUUCACAACUGAGUGUCACUGAAGUUUUAACGUUUUUACAAACAACUUUUGAGCACUAAGAAGGUCAUAAACUAAAACAUCGUAAACUAAAACAUCAUAAACUAUAGCAUCAAAGAACCUAUCUAUCUCCAACAUAUCAAAACUCUUUACAAUAAUCAUUUAUUUGUUGUUUUUGUUGAAAUUUUAUUCUUAACUGAAUAUCUCCCAUCAAAACAAUUGAAAUAACAACAAAAAAUUCCAUUUAGUAUAUGCCAUUUAAUUGUUUAUUAUUUAAUUUUUACAAUUAAGUUUGACUUGCUAAGGAUGUUUUAUUUACAUUUUACGAAUGAAUUAUAAAAAAACUGAGCCACUAAAGGAGAUUGUUAAAAAAAUAGUAGCUUGACUGGAGAAUAAAACUGGUGUCAAAUGUGUGGAGGGAUCUAUAGAGGCAUUAAUUUGUGUGUGAUGUGAUUUGUAAAUUUAAAAUUAUUGCUGGCUGGGACUUCCAAAGGUAAGUUAAAAUUAAAAGUAUAGAAUAAAAUUUUGGUUCCAGACUUGGGUCAGGUACGGUAACUUAAGUAUAUAUUUAUCCACAGGAGAGAACUUCAGGUGACUCUAAGCAUUACAAUGCAAUCAUACAACAUGAGACAAUUCGUGUGGCGGUGUGUGACAUGAUUGAUGGCAACAUAAGGAUACCUGAUACAUUGAGGUCAGUUUACUGAUACAUUCAGGUCAGUUUACUGAUACAUAGCUUGAGAUUUUAGGACACCAGUGGGGCUAGUUCACUAUAAUGUAAAUGAUGAGGAUAUAUAUGGCAUCCCUUCGUCUUCACAGGAGGAUUGAAUAGCUAUUGACACUUCAUCAAAUGGCAGUCUCUGCUGCAUUUCUCGCAGGAGAACCUUGACUCCUCAUUAAGUUUGGCUUUCCGUAUUGCUCUUUUUGUUGCAAGGGCUUCGUUUCGCGCAUCUUCUGGCUUUUUUUUUACCUCUUCAUAAUCUGCUGUUUGCCAGCUAGAACAGUGCUCAGCGAUGUUCUCCCAUUCGCCGAUGUAAACGGGGAUGUAUGGACACCAUAAGUAUACAUUAAUAUGUAGCUUUUGCUAAUAAUAGGAUACAAAAUAAAUUGAGGGUCUUUUUUUAAUACUAUGUUAAUAAACCUGAGUACCGGUAUGUAAAUUUUGAAGAACUAUAAUGAUAGUAUAAGCCCACUGUAAAAGUGAGGCAAUGUUUCCUGUACCUUGACCCAGUUAUUUUGGUUUCAGGGUUGUGAUGGAGAGCUCCUUCCCAGACUAUUACAAAUAUUAUGUCCAGGUGUGUGAAUCCAAUCUCCAUCUGGAUGCCAUGGAUAUGAAUGUAAGGAAACCUGAUAGUCAUUUGUCCUUUGAAAGGACUUGCAUUUUCAUUUCAAUUUCUGUUCAUAUUUGUUAUAUUCUGGGUUUUUUUUUUUAAGAUUGAUCACAAAGUUCAGAUAAACUUUUGGGUGGUCUUAAUGAAGUACAAGUAAGUUUUAGGUGAUCAUACCAAGUCCUGGUGAAAUUUGUAAGUGAACAGUCGGUACAGGUAAACUUGUGAGUGGUCAUUAAGUCCAGGUAAAUGUGUGAGUGAUCAUUAAGUCCAUGUCAAGUUGUGAGUGGUCAUUAAGUCCACAUCUUGUGAUUGGUCAUUAAGUCCACAUCUUGUGAGUGGUCAUUAAGUCCCGGUAAACUUGUGAGUGAUCCAUGUCAACUUGUGAGUGGUCAUUAAGUCCAGUUGAACUUGUGAGUGGUCCAUGUCAACUUGUGAGUGGUCAUUAAAUCCAUAUCAACUUGUGAGUGGUCAUUAAGUCCAGUUGAACUUGUGAGUGGUCCAUGUCAUUAAAUCCAUAUCAACUUGUGAGUGGUCAUUAAGUCCAGUUGAACUUGUGAGUGGUCCAUGUCAACUUGUGAGUGGUCAUUAAAUCCAUAUCAACAUGUGAGUGGUCAUUAAGUCCAGUUGAACUUGUGAGUGGUCCAUGUCAACUUGUGAGUGGUCAUUAAGUCCAAAUUAACUUGUAAGUGGUCCAUGUCAACUUGUGAGUGGUCAUUGAAUGCAGGUAAACUUGUGAGUGGCCAUUAAGUCCAGGUCAAAUCAAAACCAAUCAUUUUUUUGCCCCUCAAAACUUUUGACCACCUCCAAAAGGUUUUAUGCACCAGAUGUCAACAUGUUAAACUAUUGUUGAUCAGCGUUAUCAUUAUUUCACUCUACUGCAGGAUCCUUUUGGUGACGCUCGUCCCAAGUUCGACUUCAAGGGUUCACUGAAGCGACUGAGGGCCAUAAGGGCAAGACUUGACAACAAAACAACUGAAUCUGAUAGUGAGGAUGAAGAGGACGAUGAUGAUGAGGACAAGGAGAGCGACAAAGAGCCGGGGGAGGACGGGAACAGUUGACGCCAGGAGAAUAAGAAUGACCAGGGCACAGGAGGUGACCACACAAUGGCCAGAUGUGGGGGGUGUAACUGUGUCUGCGUGCUGCUUUGAGGGACAGGACUUGGACGUUUUGUGGUGAUGUGCAUUCAUCACAUUAAAUGUAGAGGAACAGAUCAAUGAACAGCUGAAUUGACGGAAGGUUAUAAAAAGAAUAAUUUAAGUAAUGUCUCCCUGGCCAGGAUCAUUCUUAUAUUCAUGUUGGUGUAAAUUUAUUGUUAUUGUGAUAAGGGGAGCUAUGUCUUUGAGAGAAUUGAUGUACACAUAAUGGACUGUAUGAUAUUGUUGACAGCAUAUGAUGUGUUAUGACUGUGGAAUGGUGUACAUGGGACUGUAUGAUGUACACAUUUAUUCAGUUUAUGAAGAUGAUGUAAGGUAAUUUGACUGUAUAAUGGUGAUGUAAAUGUAAUAUUGGGUAGAAGAUAGUGAUGUAAGGAAAUAUUGACUGAAUUAUGGUAUUUUGAAUAUUGGUGUCAGAAGAAAAAAAGAGUGAGACAAGUUAAUUUGGUGUACCUCAGUUUAUCACUUACUCCCAUUAAAAAAUUUUCAUAUAUAGGUAAUUCGAGAUUUGACUAAUGUCCUACCAUAUGUCAAUAUAGAUUCAAAGAGAAGGGAAUUUCAGAACUAAUUGCUUUAAGGUUAGGUAUUUUUAAACUAUUUAUGUGAUAAUUUUAACAUUUAUAUAUGUGAUUAAUGUCAAAGACACAAUUACAUAUCUAAAAUCUUACUUUUGAAACACUCAUUAAGUAAUGUAUUUAUUUCUAUUGACACAUUUUUUUUUCCCACAGACUAUAUACAUUUCUUUACACAUUGAGUAUACCUUUUUGUUUACAGAACAGCUUAAUAAGACUAGCUUAUUUUAUGCAUCUAAUAUGUUGCUUCUGAGCAUUUCAAUGUAUUAAAGAUAACAAUAACUUUUCCCUUGUUAUCAUUCAACAUUUCAUUGGUUGAUGUGUGCAGUGGUUGGCAUAUGCGGCUCUUUAACGACCUGAGUGCUGCUCGGCCAGAUGGCCAGAAAUCGGUUUUGACUCCGAAAAACAUGGUUAUUGACAAGAAAUUUGGCUCUCAAAAAAAAGUUUAAUC
This is a messenger RNA of Lymnaea stagnalis (great pond snail), 6797 nucleotides long. The record is from the annotation of a GenBank genome assembly. Lineage: Eukaryota; Metazoa; Mollusca; Gastropoda; Lymnaeidae.